Molecule: messenger RNA, 846 nt
Organism: Truncatella angustata
Lineage: Eukaryota; Fungi; Ascomycota; Sordariomycetes; Amphisphaeriales; Sporocadaceae
Product: 14-3-3 domain-containing protein
Exons: 1
Biological process (GO): signal transduction
Cellular component (GO): cytoplasm
Source: RefSeq, a predicted model, not a curated record
AUGGCAUCUUCUGAGGUCGACCAAAAAUUUCUCGGCAAGCUCGCAAGAGCAGUUGAGCCUAGCAAUGCCCUGCUUAGCUCGAUGCUAUACAAAAUCCUUGGUCUUUCCAUAAAUCUUGCAGGCCACUUGGUCAAGGCCCGUAAACACCGGAAAUUAGACACGACGCGCAUGACCCAGUCGCUCGAAUUGUACCUGCACAUAAUAUGGCUCUCUCGAGAGGGUCUUGUGAUGCUGGAGCAAUAUGUUCUCCCGAUGGUUGGAGAUCACGUUGAGCUGAAAGUGCUUGCGUUCAAGUUGCGAGCAUCAUUCUAUCACAUUUUUGUGUUAUUUCACAACAGCCCGCCUGUAUCAACAAUGACCCCGGAGGCACUAGCUGCUGCUGCGGCUGGAUAUAUGUCGGCACGACUCGACAAGGGCAAAGGUGUGGCGAGAGACGAUGACAUACCUGAGACUGCCAGGUCCUCUUUACAGCCUACUCAUGUCCUGGAAGGUGGACCUGUUGGACCACCGCCUGGGUUUGGGCCGGUGCCACCCGAAGCCGUGGCUGCAUUUUUGCUUCCAGCAGUGGACUACUUGCCUACAGCGCAUAAUUAUUUCAUACAAGCCAUUGAACUCGCCGACCAAAAUCUUUGGGGGUCGCAUUCACUUCGACUUUCUUUGAAAACAGAAUACGCAGCCUUUCUUUACGAGUGUGUACACGAUGCGGAAGGGAGUCGUAAAUUGGCGAAAAAAACCAUUUCCGAGGUGUAUGAAGCUCAAGAGGGGAUGGACGAUGACAUGUUCGCCGAUGCGUGUGAACUUGUUACGGUAUUAGGCAAGAUGAUGAAGCGUGGCUUGGGAUCGAGU